Grosmannia clavigera kw1407 is the source of this 1377-nucleotide messenger RNA. Its product is annotated as major facilitator superfamily transporter. Gene Ontology annotation, cellular component: membrane. Bases 1 to 1377 code for a protein of 458 amino acids. The transcript has 4 exons. Gene Ontology annotation, biological process: transmembrane transport. The record is from RefSeq and is a predicted model, not a curated record. NCBI's taxonomy places the organism in Eukaryota, Fungi, Ascomycota, Sordariomycetes, Ophiostomatales, Ophiostomataceae. Gene Ontology annotation, molecular function: transmembrane transporter activity.
AUGGCCGACCUUGCGAAGAAGAAGUGGUGGCAGAUCCGGUGGUUCUCAGAGGACGACACGGCCGAGGACCGCAAGUUCAUCAUGAAGCUGGACCUGAUCAUCGUGCCGUAUCUGGUGGUGUCAUACUGGGUCAAGAAUCUGGACCAGAACAACCUGAACAAUGCCUAUGUGUCGGGCAUGAAGGAAGACCUGGGCUUCUACGGCAACCAGCUGAUCCAGCUGCAGACGAUCUACAUUGUCGGGGCUGUUCUCGGCCAGCUGCCCUUUCUGUUUGUCUUUACGUAUGUGCCUAUGCACUACCUGUUGCCCGGAUUGGACGUUUUUUGGGGCAUUUUCACGUUGCUGCAGUACCGUGCGGCCGGCUACUCGGAGAUGAUGGCGUACCGCUUCAUGAUCGGCUGGUUCGAGGCUGCCUACUUCCCGGCCGUGCACUACGUCCUCGGCUCGUGGUACCGCCGCUACGAAAUCAGCCGUCGCGGUGGCAUCUGGUACAUCGGCCUGCCCAUCGGCACAUUGACGGCAGGCCUCGUCCAGGCCGCAGCCACCCAGCGGCUCGACGGCGUCCACGGCCUCGCCGGCUGGCGCUGGAUGUACAUUAUCUGUGCCAUUAUAACGAUUCCUGUCGGUAUCGCCGGCUUCUUCCUCAUCCCCGGUACCAUCGACCAGCCAAACCGGAUGCUGCUCUCCCAGCACGACGUCGACGUAGCCCGACGCCGGCUUCAGCACCACGGCCACGCCGUUCAGGGAAAGCUGAAACUGCAUCACAUCCGCCAGAUCUUCACGACAAAGUCCUUCUACCUCGUCGUCCUCGUCGACGUGCUCUUCUGGAACCAUAGCGCCAACACCGGCGGCUUUCUGCUCUGGCUCAAGUCGCUCAAGAAGUAUAGCUCCGAGGAGGUCAACCAGCUCGGCACCCUUCCGUCUGCGCUCGGCAUCUUCUACACCCUCUUCACCAACUUCUCUUCCGACUUGCUCUGGGGUCCGCGCUGGGGCAUCACCUUUGCCGCCACCGCCAAUUCCAUCGCCAUGCUGAUCCUGACUAUCUGGAAUGUCCCCAUUGGCGCCAAGUGGUGGGCCUUCUGCAGCACAUCCUGGUCGUACUCGCUCUCCAGCUCGCUCUACGGCUGGGUCAACAACAUCCUGCGUGACUCGCCCGAGACACGGUCCUUCACCCUCGUCUUCAUCAACAUCAUCGCCCAGUCGACGACGGCAUGGAAGAAACUACAGUUUAUAGACGUUAUCGGAGAGGAACACUCUGGCACUGAGGCCAUAGCCCAUAGCGACGACGAAGCCUUUCCUGUCGUUACAAAGCAGGCUGUCAUCACAGAACAGGCAUUACCGAAUCUUGGAGCAGCACUCAGAACUGAGAUGGUCUAA